AUGAAACCUCAACCAUUUCCUGUGAUUGCGUAUAAUAAGUUUAUAGGCUUUGCUGAUGGAAAUAUAUUAAGUUGGUGUCCUACAAUGGAUUUGUUAGCCAUAUCAAUGAAUAGAAUGUCGAUUUGGGUAUUCAGAAUCAAUGGAGAGAGAAUCUAUUCGAUUAAUAAUAAGUCCCUUAUAUUGGAUAUUUCUUGGAAUCCUAAUGGCAAAUUCUUCUGUGUAUCUGGUAUUGACGGAUUUUGCAAAAUUUAUGAUUCAAAUUCAGGUAAAUUGACAAACACUAUUAAUAGUGAACAAAAGUCAAUUAAUUUGAUUAAUUGGUGCUGCCAUAAAUCUCUAGAGGAACCUGGAAGAUUUGAUAAUCUAUUCAAAGUAGAUGUUCUAGCUAAUCUACCCAAGUUAUCGUUAAACAAUGAAAUAUCGACAAACACAAAUGCAUCAAAUACUAAUGGUAACAAUAAUAAUUACCAGCUAGACGUAAUAAAUGAUACAGAAGGUCUGCUAAGUUUUAUGAUUACAAUUAGAUCACACUCUGAGUUAUCGAUCACGUUCAAUGGUCUCUUUACCGUUGAUAGCAUUAAAUGUCCUGAACAUCUAAAAUUUGUAUGCCAUGCCGAUAAUUCGGAUUUGCUAAAUCAAUAUUUCCUUAUUAAUAACCAGCGUGAUGCUUCGUUAUAUCUACUCAAGAUGUUCUUGGAUAUACCUGAUAGCGAUUAUCUUCGAAAUUAUUUGAUGGAAAUUAUACAACAAUCAUGUAAAAUAAAAUCAAUUAUGAAUUACAUUAAUGAGCAACUUGUUUUAUUAAAUGAAGAAGUAAAGCCCUUUAUUCAAUUAUUUGAUCGUCACCUAUCCAAUCUUAAAGAUAGCUUGUAUUCUAACGUUGAUUUAACUACAAAUUUUCCUACUGAUCAAGAACUGAAAUGCAAAGUAAUUAAUUCUCUAUUUGAUUUAUUAUUAACUGGAUUAAUCCCUACAAAUUUGAAAGAUUUUUGGCUAAAUCAGUUGGGAGAAAGAGGUUUGAAGAAGUUGAGUAAAACUGGUAAUUCUAUCUAUGAUUUGAUUAGAAAAGUCUGUUUCAAUCAACUAGUUUCAUCCUUAGAAAGAUUGUUGAUUAUUUUGAAUUUAUUGCAAGGUCUAGUUAAAUGGCUUGAAAGCAUGGAAAUUGGUAAUAAUGGUAUGAAUGGAUAUCUCGGUUUAGACUUAGAAUCUAUAAAUUCAUUAGUGGUGUUGACAAAGGAAUUAUUAAAAUAUUUUUAUCAAUUGAUAUGGGAUGUCAACGAAGAGCAAAAGUUGUUUAAUGAAUUUAUAAAUUGGGUUAAAAUUGGUGUUAUAGAUAAGCUUGCUAAGGAAGAUGAUAUAGACUCAUAUUAUAAAUCAUUGCAUGUGAAUUAUAAAACUUCGAAUCUAAUUAAGUAUUUCAACAAAUAUUUGUUCAAGAGUAAGUUAUUCAAUUAUUUUGAAAUAAAAUUGCCAAUGAACGAACUUCUACUUCAAGACGCUGUUGAAACUAAUUUAAUGGAGAAAUUUAUCGAACUAGAAAAUGUUGUGGAAAGUAAUUUAUUGAUAAAUGUCAAGGAUUACAUCAAGUCUAUUGUAAAAUUCAACAAUUUAAUUCCAUUGAAUAUAUCAUCAACUCACAUAGAAAAAAUGAAAAUUUUUAGUGGUUCCAAUUUUGGUGUUAUAUCAUGUAUUAACAAUGAAGAAUCAACACUAUCUCUCAUUAAGUUUUCAUUAUCAAGUUCUGACAUACAAUCGAGGACAAUAAAAUUACAAGAUCCCAUAAUUACAUACGAAAUAAUUGAUGAAAGUAAAAUUCUAUUAUUGAUUAAUUCUUCACCAAAGUAUUAUCUAGAAUCAUUUAAUUUUGAGGAUGUGAUAUUACAAGAUGCAAGCGUCAUUUCUUAUGCUUCGAUUUCACCAAUAAACCGGAAUAUGUUCAAUGGUAAUGCAAUAAAUAGAGUUUCAGAGCCAAAAUACUUAGCUAUAAACUCUGAUAAGUCCAGACGUAUAGGGUGUUUGCUCGAUUCUAACAAACAAAAUUAUAUAGUGUUUGAGCUUAAAUGA
Messenger RNA from Debaryomyces fabryi, 2064 nucleotides. Its product is annotated as anaphase promoting complex subunit 4. The coding region runs from base 1 to 2064 and encodes 687 amino acids. Gene Ontology annotation, cellular component: anaphase-promoting complex; nuclear periphery. NCBI's taxonomy places the organism in Eukaryota, Fungi, Ascomycota, Pichiomycetes, Serinales, Debaryomycetaceae. The transcript has a single exon. Gene Ontology annotation, molecular function: protein binding. The record is from RefSeq and is a predicted model, not a curated record. Gene Ontology annotation, biological process: positive regulation of mitotic metaphase/anaphase transition; protein K11-linked ubiquitination; anaphase-promoting complex-dependent catabolic process.